UCUUCUCUGCUCGUGAAGAAAUUUGUUAGGCAAACCAUGGAAAAUCGUUUAAUAUCUCCUCCUCCUAUGUAACCCCAAGAGAUUUAAGCAGUUUGCGAUGAUUAGUCGGGUGGUUCUGUUACUGUUGUUGGCUGCCGGCAGUCUGGUGGACUUUGCCAAAUCGAAUUCUCUGAAUCUCGUUGUCAGGCACAACUAUCCGGUGGAGCAGCACAAGCUGACGACGAGCGAUGGCUACAUUCUCACCAUAUUUCGAAUUCCAUAUUCGUUGAGUGAUGGCGAGACGCAAGGCCAGGGCAAGCCGGUUGUCUUUCUGCAGCACGGUAUCACAGGGUCCUCUGACGACUGGCUGCUCAAUGGCCCCAAGAGUGGGCUGGCAUAUCUGCUGGCCGAUGCGGGCUUUGACGUGUGGCUGGGCAACUCUCGGGGCAAUUCCAACGGACGCGAGAACCAGAAACUGAAGCCCAGCAACGAAAAGUUCUGGAAGUUCAGCUGGCACGAGAUCGGUGCCUACGAUCUGCCAGCCCAGAUCGAUUAUGUGCUCCGGAUCACGAAUCAAGCGGCGCUGCAUUUUAUUGGUCACUCCCAGGGCGGUACCGCCUACCUGGUGAUGCUCGCGGAGCAUCCGGAGUACAACGAAAAGAUAUCUACGACAAAUCUGCUGGCACCUCUGGCCUUCUGCAGUAACAUGGAGUCCAAACUAAUGACGCUGGUACUGAAGGUGAACGAGUACAUGGUCGACGGGGAAUAUAGCCAAAGUAGCCUGACGAAUCACCCGUUAUCCAACGUAUUCUGUUCCACCCUUAUUGGGAAGCAUCUCUGUCACGACAUGUUGUUCACGCUCAUUGGUGGCAACUCGCCGCACAUUAACAAGACACUCGUACCACAGCUGGAAAAGACUACGUCAUCGGGCUUCUCCAACAUGCUGCUGAAGCACUACGCGCAGGUGUUUAAAACGGGAAGAUUUGCCAAGUAUGACUAUGGGAAUGCCACCAAUCUCGAGGUUUACGGCACAAGCAAGCCGCCACUCUACGAUCUGAGCAACGUUGCUCCGACAGACAUGGUGCACAUGUUCUACAGCGACAACGAUCAGUUGCUGUCGGUUGAGGAUGCGGAGCGUCUUGGCCAGCGGAUUAAUGCCAUUCAGAAUCACGUGGAGGUGAAGAACUGGAACCAUUUGGAUUAUGUUUACGCCACAGACGUAGUGCAGGUCAUCUACGAACAGCUUAUUCAAUCGAUCCGUGACUACAAGCCGAAUCUCAUCUGAUUUGAAUGCUAUUUCAAUAUAUUUAUGUAUGCCAGAAAAGUCA
This is a messenger RNA of Drosophila obscura, 1307 nucleotides long. RefSeq names its product lipase 3-like. Bases 98 to 1264 code for a protein of 388 amino acids. The transcript is spliced from 3 exons. NCBI's taxonomy places the organism in Eukaryota, Metazoa, Arthropoda, Insecta, Diptera, Drosophilidae. Gene Ontology annotation, biological process: lipid metabolic process. The record is from RefSeq and is a predicted model, not a curated record. Gene Ontology annotation, molecular function: hydrolase activity, acting on ester bonds.